Messenger RNA from Hippocampus comes (tiger tail seahorse), 1738 nucleotides. It is a transcript of the gene cyp26b1, whose product is annotated as cytochrome P450, family 26, subfamily b, polypeptide 1. The coding region runs from base 1 to 1323 and encodes 440 amino acids. The record is from RefSeq and is a predicted model, not a curated record. Gene Ontology annotation, biological process: sterol metabolic process. Gene Ontology annotation, molecular function: monooxygenase activity; oxidoreductase activity, acting on paired donors, with incorporation or reduction of molecular oxygen; iron ion binding. The transcript is spliced from 7 exons. NCBI's taxonomy places the organism in Eukaryota, Metazoa, Chordata, Actinopteri, Syngnathiformes, Syngnathidae.
AUGCUCUUCGACACCUUCGACCUGCUGUCUGCUCUGGCCACGCUGGCGGCGUGCGCCCUGUGCGUGGCUCUGCUGCUCGUCGUGUCACAGCAGCUGUGGCAGCUGCGCUGGACCGCCACGCGGGACAAGAAGUGCAAGCUGCCCAUGCCCAAGGGCUCCAUGGGCUUCCCUUUCAUCGGCGAGACGUGCCACUGGCUCCUGCAGAGGAGGAAGGUGUUCGCCAAAGUGUUCAGCCACGAGGCCUUGGAGUCGUACCUCCCCAAAAUCCAGCAGGUGAUCCAGGAGAGCCUGCGAGUGUGGAGCUCCAACCCCGAGCCCAUCAACGUCUACAGGGAGAGCCAGCGGUUGUCCUUCACCAUGGCGGUGAGGGUGCUGCUGGGAUUCCGGGUCUCCGAGGAGGAGAUGAGGCACUUGUUCUCCACCUUCCAGGACUUUGUCAACAACCUCUUCAGCCUUCCCAUCGACAUGCCCUUCAGCGGCUACCGCAAGGGCUUGCGGGCGCGCGACAAGCUGCAGAAGAGCAUCGAGAAAGCCAUCAGGGAGAAGCCGCUGUGCACGCACGGCAAAGACUACAGCGACGCCCUGGACGUCCUCAUGGACAGCGCCAAGGAGAACGGCGCCGAGCUCACCAUGCAGGAGCUCAAGGAGUCCACCAUCGAGCUGAUCUUCGCCGCCUUCGCCACCACGGCCAGCGCCAGUACCUCCCUCAUCAUGCAGCUCCUGCGCCACCCGCCGGUCCUGGAGCGCCUACGUGAGGAGUUGAGGGUGAGGGGCUUCCUCCAUAACGGCCGCCUGUGCCCCGAGGGCCAGCUGCGUCUGGACACCAUCGUCAGUCUCAAGUACCUGGACUGCGUCAUCAAGGAGGUUCUGAGGCUCUUCACGCCCGUCUCUGGGGCCUACCGCACCGCCAUGCAGACCUUUGAACUUGACGGGGUGCAGAUUCCAAAAGGCUGGAGCGUGAUGUACAGCAUCCGGGACACCCACGACACGUCGUCCGUCUUCAAGGACGCGGAUGCUUUCGACCCCGACCGAUUCAGCCAGGAGCGCGGCGAAGACAAGGAGGGGCGCUUCCACUACCUGCCCUUCGGCGGCGGCGUCCGCUCCUGCCUGGGCAAGCAGCUCGCCACUCUCUUCCUGCGCAUCUUGGCCAUCGAGCUGGCGAGCAGCAGCCGCUUCGAGCUGGCCACGCGAAACUUCCCCCGCAUGGUCACCGUGCCCGUGGUCCACCCGGUGGAUGGGCUGAAAGUCAAGUUCUACGGCCUGGACUCCAACCAGAACGAGAUCAUGGCCAAGUCGGAGGAGCUGCUCGGCGCCACCGUGUGAAGGCGGCGACCCGAGGAGGGAAAAGAAGGACGCCGCAUUUUUCUUCUCCGCGCUUUCAGACUACAAGGAACAUUUUCACCUCCCCGUUCCGUCGGGAAAGGAAGAAGCUGCCAUAAGGAUUCUGCUCUCAUCUCAACAAAAAGUGAUGGAAUAUCAUUGGAACACCUCGUGGGGGUGCGUGGGGAGUGGAGGGGGGUAUGGGGGGCGGGGGGUGAGGUGUCGAUAGGCAAGUUGGAUCAAACAGGGUACCGGAGGACAGGAAGCAAAGGCUUUGGGGGAAUUUCCUGAAUCCAAAUUGGCCAAUCAUCGUAGCAGGGUAAACGGGGGCGACGAAGAUCCGGUCAUCCGGAGGCAGUCUCUUUUCUGUCCUUCAGUCUUUUUUUUUGUUUUUCUCCUCCCCCUCCCUAAAUCAAAA